Telopea speciosissima is the source of this 2243-nucleotide messenger RNA. Its product is annotated as NAC domain-containing protein 86-like. The transcript is spliced from 7 exons. NCBI's taxonomy places the organism in Eukaryota, Viridiplantae, Streptophyta, Magnoliopsida, Proteales, Proteaceae. Bases 261 to 2243 code for a protein of 660 amino acids. Gene Ontology annotation, molecular function: DNA binding. Gene Ontology annotation, biological process: regulation of DNA-templated transcription. The record is from RefSeq and is a predicted model, not a curated record.
GUGGCAGGGGUGGUUGCUUUUUCUCCUCUUUUUGUAUUCUUAUUAAAACCUCAACUAGUCUCCCAAACCAAUCCCCUCUCCUUCUGCAAUCAUCUUAUCAUCACUUGGACCUCCUCCUCUGAAGGUUUUGUACGUUAAUCUUAGAGUGUACAGUUAGUGAUUUCCAAGGCUGGUCUCCUUGUUUUUUUUUUGGAUUUGAGGCUGGUCUACCAUUUUCCUUUUCAAGUUUAAUUGAAAGAUCAGAAGAAGUUCCAAAACAAAUGGCACCAGUAACUCUUCCUCCUGGUUUCCGAUUCCACCCGACCGACGAGGAACUCGUCGCUUACUAUCUCAAAAGAAAGAUUAAUGGCCGGAAGAUUGAGCUCGAGGUCAUUCCCGAAGUCGAUCUCUACAAAUGUGAGCCUUGGGAUUUACCAGAGAAAUCAUUCUUACCAAGCAAAGAUCUUGAGUGGUACUUCUUUAGCCCUCGAGAUCGAAAGUACCCUAAUGGAUCUAGGACUAACCGAGCAACUCAAUCUGGCUAUUGGAAAGCAACAGGGAAGGACAGGAAGGUGAAUUCACAGAUGCGUGCGGUUGGCAUGAAGAAAACCCUAGUUUACUACCGAGGAAGGGCACCUCAUGGUGCUAGAACUGAUUGGAUUAUGCAUGAAUAUAGACUUGAUGAAAGAGAAUGCGAAAAUGCCACAGGCUUGCAGGAUGCUUAUGCGCUAUGUCGUAUAUUUAAGAAGACAGCUCCUGGCCCUAAGAUUGCAGAACAUUAUGGUAUCCAAUACGUUAACCGGUAUCAAAUGACGCCGAAUGAUCAAUCAUCUGCCCUAGAGCUGUCUCCUGAGAGAAGAGGUGAUGAUAUAGACAGCAGCUCUUGUUAUCCUUUUCCAUCAGAUACAUGUUCACCAGAUACAAUUCCAGGAUGUUCAUCACUAGGGAACAAUGAUCCAACAGAUGGGAAAUGGAUGCAAUUCUUGGCAGAAGAUCCCUUUGGUUUUCCAACCCCAGCUUUCCAGAAUCAUGGCAGUAUUUCUUGCCUUCCAUCUAAGGUGGACAUUGCACUAGAGUGUGCAAGGUUGCAACAUCGACUCUCAUUGCCUGCAUUGGCAGUGGAUGACUUCCCUCAAGUUGAAAUCAAUGAAUCAAAGCCGCUUCAAGUGGGUUCCUUUCGUAACAACACAAAUGAAACUGACAUAUUGCAGGAAAUUCUUUCAGUUGCUUGUGCCUCUCAAGAGCUCCUAAAUGAAUCCAACUUUCAAGUCUCAUGGCCAGGAAACUAUGUUAGUUUGGAUGAAUUUGCUUCCUUAGCUGAAAUAGAAAAAAUGGAAGAAAAACCACAGUUUUGUCAAGCUAAUGAUAUUUGUUCCUCGAGAACUACUGAGAAAUCAUGGGGAGUAGAUCAGUCAAGGUUUAUUGACAUUGGGGAUUUGGAGGAAGAGUUCAAGACUGAGAGAGUAGUAGAGAACUUGCGAGGGGUGGGGAUGCCCAACAAAGAUCUAGAGAAGAGAAUGAUGGAAGAACACAAGACUGUGCCUAUAGAAAAUGUUUCAAAUUUCCAAAGAGAGGAGUUGAUGAUCAAGGAUGAAAAUAUUGAUGAUGAUAACUUCAAGGACUUCAACAACUUCAAUGAAAGUGAGACAAGUGAUUUGCAAUUUACCAGCAACAACCCAAAUGUAAUUUUCUCUCAAGAUGAUGACUUGACCAAUUUCUCUAGUAACCCAACCUUUGAAGUAUAUGAGAAAGUUGAAGUUAACCAUGGGAUGUUCAUUUCGAGUCGCCAAGUAGCAGAGACAUUCUUCCAUCGAAUUGAGCCUUCGAAGACUGUUCAGGUCCAUCUGAAUCCAUUGAUGAUAUAUGACUUCCCCAUGGUGAAUGCAGAUCCAUCAUCAAGACCUCAAAAUGGCACUUUCUUGAGUAAAUUCAAGGCAUUUGCAAGAGAUAAGUUUAGGGGAAUCAGGAGUGCAAUGAAGAGGAGGAGUGGAUGGAGCCUAAUUAAUGAUACAACAAAUGCUGGUAUCCAUAUACUUGCACUUCUAUUGACAUCCUGUAUCUAUCUUGGAGCGAAUUCGGAGAACUUGGUAUUAAGAGAUGAAUUCUCUACUAAUGGAAAAACCAUGAUGGAGAUAAGAGAGACAAGCUGCUCUCCCCCAUUCAAUAAUGUUUGGUUUGCUAACUCUAGUGUGCUUCCACACAACAAAUGGUUAUUACUCACCAUUGCUUUGGUUGUUUAUGCCAAUUGGGGUUACAUCAUAUGA